Molecule: messenger RNA, 1741 nt
Organism: Epinephelus fuscoguttatus (brown-marbled grouper)
Lineage: Eukaryota; Metazoa; Chordata; Actinopteri; Perciformes; Serranidae
Gene: svopl
Product: SVOP-like
Exons: 16
Coding region: 145-1644 (499 amino acids)
Biological process (GO): transmembrane transport
Molecular function (GO): transmembrane transporter activity
Source: RefSeq, a predicted model, not a curated record
GUCACAGCUGCUUCCUGAUUCACCUGGGCAGGUCAACAACAGGUAGAAUACCGGAAUAACCUGUAGAAGAAAUGAUGUGUGUGUGAACAGAAUGAUCAGAGACACGGAGGACAGACAGGUGGAUACAGAGGACAGACAGCACUGAUGGGGGAUUAUAUGAAGACUCAGCUGGUGAGCGCAAUCCAGCUGCAGGAGGUGGAACUGCAGGACAACCAGCAGGGCAGCAAGAAGAACAAUAAUGCUGUGGGCGCAGCAGCAGACGAGACGUUCACUGUGGAGGAAGCUGUGGAAACAAUCGGCUUCGGACGCUUUCAUGUCCUGCUGUUUGUCAUCAUGGGGAGCUCCAACAUCGUGGAGGCGAUGGAGAUCAUGCUGCUGGCCGUAGUUUCUCCAGAGAUUCGAUGUGAGUGGCGUCUAGACGACUGGCAGGUCGCUCUCGUUUCCACUAUGGUGUUCCUGGGCUUCAUGCUAUGUGGAGUUUUGGGAGGAUACAUCGCUGACAGAUACGGACGCUGGAAGGUGGUGUUUGGCGGCUUCGUGUGGAGCGCAUACUUCUCUCUGCUGACCUCGUUCGCUCCGUCGUACAGCUGGUUCAUCUUCCUGCGCAGCAUGGUGGGCUGCGGCGUCGCCGGGGUGUCACAGGGGUUUGUGUUGAAGACUGAGUUUAUUCCUGCAAAGUACCGAGCGUCUCUGCUGCCGCUCGCCUCCAUCUUCUGGAUGACAGGCUCCAUGUUGAUCAUCUUACUGGGGAUGUUGGUGGUUCCCAGUCUGGGCUGGAGGUGGAUGAUCCGGAUCUCCGUCACUCCCAGUAUCAUCCUCAUCUUCCUGUUCAAGUACAUCCCAGAGUCGGCUCGUUAUAACGUCUCAGCAGGAAACGUCGGCACCGCCGUUGAGACUCUGCAGCGAAUCGCUCGGAUGAACCGAGCAUCUCUUCCCCCGGGACGCCUGGUGGAGCCGGUGGUGAGGGAAAGAGGAAACUGGAGGAUUCUGCUGAACUCGUCUUUCAGGAGGACAUCUGUCCUGCUGUGGUACUCCUGGUUCGUGGCGUCCUUCGCAUACUACGGCUCGGUGCUGAGCAGCUCGGAGCUGCUGGAGAAGAACCUGCUGUGUAUGACGGACGCCGACCGAGAGCAUCAGGUCAAACACCGCCAUGAGGACGGGCUGUGUUACUGCAUCCCCUUCCAGUUCAGCGACUACCAGACGCUGCUCAUCAGCAGCCUCGGCGAGGUUGCACUGGUCCCAUUAAACAUCUGUCUGCUGAACGUGGUUGGACGGAGGAUGAGUCUGACGGUGGUUCAGCUGCUCGCCGCCAUCGUCUUCAUGAUUAUCAACAUCUGCACCACCAUGUUUGGGUUCACGGUGUUGCUGUUCCUGCUCCGGUCUCUGGUCUCCAUGAACUUUAAUGUGGUUUAUAUUUACACUGCUGAGGUGUACCCCACGGUGGCGCGGUCUCUGGGGAUGGGCUUCUGUACGUCGUUCAGUCGGAUCGGAGGAAUGAUUGCUCCGUUUAUUGCUCAGGUGCUGAUGUCUCAGUCGGUGAUUCUGGCGCUCACUCCUUUCGCCGUGGCGUGUGUGAUCUGCUCUCUGGCAAACUUCCUGCUGCCGAUAGAAACUAAAGGCCGAGCUCUGCUGCAAACCUCCUGACGGCGUCUCCAAACAAACAAACAAACAAACAGUUACUGCGAUUUUAUUCUUUGUUACAUCUGUGAUAUAAAAAUAUUAAAUAUGUUUGUGACAUCAA